Messenger RNA from Pterocles gutturalis (yellow-throated sandgrouse), 402 nucleotides. Its product is annotated as diacylglycerol kinase beta-like. The record is from RefSeq and is a predicted model, not a curated record. Gene Ontology annotation, biological process: protein phosphorylation. The transcript is spliced from 4 exons. The annotation marks the transcript as partial. Lineage: Eukaryota; Metazoa; Chordata; Aves; Pterocliformes; Pteroclidae. Gene Ontology annotation, molecular function: calcium ion binding; protein serine/threonine kinase activity; ATP binding.
GAGCUGGACCGGAUCAUCAACCAGAUGGUGCACGUGGCCGAGUACCUGGAGGGGGACUCCACCGAGCUGAAACCCAUCUUGAAAGCGAUGAUGGAGGAGAUCGACUACGACCAUGAUGGGACAGUGACGCUGGAGGAGUGGAUCCGGGGCGGCAUGACCACCAUCCCGUUACUGGUCCUGCUGGGGAUGGAGACGAACGUGAAGGAUGAUGGGCAGCAUGCCUGGAGGCUGAAGCAUUUCAAGAAACCCGCCUACUGCAACUUCUGCCGCACCAUGCUGCUGGGGGUCCGCAAGCAGGGUCUUUGCUGCUCCUUCUGCAAGUACACCGUCCACGAGAGGUGCGUGUCCAAAGAUAUCGCCUCCUGCAUCAGCACCUACAUGAAAUCCAAGAGGAACGCCAGC